This is a messenger RNA of Polypterus senegalus (gray bichir), 3098 nucleotides long. It is a transcript of the gene irf2, whose product is annotated as interferon regulatory factor 2. The transcript is spliced from 10 exons. Gene Ontology annotation, cellular component: nucleus. The record is from RefSeq and is a predicted model, not a curated record. Gene Ontology annotation, molecular function: DNA-binding transcription factor activity, RNA polymerase II-specific; RNA polymerase II cis-regulatory region sequence-specific DNA binding. Bases 361 to 1398 code for a protein of 345 amino acids. Gene Ontology annotation, biological process: regulation of transcription by RNA polymerase II; immune system process. NCBI's taxonomy places the organism in Eukaryota, Metazoa, Chordata, Cladistia, Polypteriformes, Polypteridae.
AAGACGCCCUCUAAAGGCCCAGGCAAGCGAACAAGACGGGAGGGGAUUUCCAGGCGGAUCAGUGUUUCCUUUACUUGUUUUGCUUUCGAUCUGGACGCUGAGCAAAGCCAAGUUAAGUUUUAGUUUUGUUACUGGGCAUCAGAAACUUAAGUGAGAGUGAAUCAAAGGCUUUUCGAAACAAACUUUCCGUACUUAUUAAGAAUCAGUGCCCGCGGAUCUUCUGCAAGGAACAGGCAUUUUCUACCAGACACAUCAGGACGAUCUACUGGGUUCCUUCAGGCUAUACCACAGAACAGACAGCAAGAAGGACCCACUAAAUGUUUGCCUUUGUUUUUGAGUUUACAGUAGUUUUUAGUCAUCAUGCCUGUUGAACGAAUGCGAAUGCGUCCUUGGCUAGAAGAUCAAAUAAAUUCAAGCAAAAUACCGGGCUUAAAAUGGUUAAAUAGGGAAAAGAAGAUUUUUCAGAUUCCUUGGAUGCAUGCAGCUCGCCAUGGAUGGGACGUGGAUAAAGAUGCCCCUUUAUUUAGAAAUUGGGCCAUUCAUACAGGAAAAUACCAGCCUGGAGUAGAUAAGCCAGAUCCAAAGACAUGGAAAGCCAAUUUCCGUUGUGCAAUGAACUCUUUGCCUGACAUUGAAGAAGUUAAAGAUAAAAGUAUUAAAAAGGGUAGUAAUGCAUUUCGAGUCUACCGAAUGCUAACACUAACGGAACGACCUACCAAAAAAGGAAAGAAAAAAGUAGACAAAGAUGAAUCAAUGAACAUAAUUAAGGUGGAGUUGCCUAAUACUACAUGUGAAAGAACUAAUGGAGAAGCGGAUUCGAAGUCUGACGUGAAAGAAGAGAUGCGGGAGCAGUGUUCAGAGAGCACUGUUCCAGAGUUCAGCCAGACGACAUCCCACAGUGUACUGGAAGACCAAGUGAUCUUCACCAACCCACCUGAUGUUUGCCAGGUAAUUGAGGUGAUAACGGAAAGUGAAGACCAGUCAGUGACUUCCAGUCAUCCCUAUCCGUUACAGAUCUCACCAGUUUCUUCAUACGCAGAAAGUGAAACUGACAGUGUACACAGUGAUGAAGACACUAAAGAAGGUAUCCGAAUAUGGCAGACUGGUGGAGUGGAAGGGAAGCCUUUCUUAAACAACAAAGGAAUUAUCAGCAGCACAUGCCAGUUGCCGAGCAUGGCCACCUUUGUGACAACUGGAAAGACCAAUUUUAAAGUGAUCAGUAGCCGAGAAGAGUCUCCCUUGAUUGCCUACAGCUCCACUCCAUGGACAGCCCUUUCAGAAACAAUCCCCCAGCAGGCUGCACUCAGCUCUUCAGUGAACCGACCAGGCCACGAGACAAGGGCCAGCGUCAUUAUGAAGACAUCAGACAUUUCCAAAUCCAGGGUAAAAACUUGCUGAGCCAGUUCUUUCUUUCUUUGUUGCUUCAGGAAAACUAUCUGAUCAGCUCUCAUUCAGGCAGUGCCAUUUUUGGAUGGUGAGAGACAAAAGCCUUCCUAGGUUGCCUGAUCAAUGGUGUUGUUUUCUUUUUAUCAAAGUACACAGGUCCUGAUAACCUGGCUGCCUGAUUCAAUUACUUUCUAGAGCUCAGGAUAGCACAUCUGACAUGGGAAUGCCACUGAAAUCUACUGCAGUUCAUGUUUUAUUUUAUUAGACAGUCUUAAAAGUGAAGACUGUUGUCAUAUUUUUACCAAAAGGAUGACAUAUAUUUGAAGGUUUCCACAUUGAUCAUGUAAUGUGCGUUGUUGUAAGAAAGGGAAUGUCUCUGAAUUAAGGAAGACACUGUGAAUUAUUGGUAUACCAAGAGAAAAUGUUGUGAAUAUGUACAUAGUGUGAUCCUGGUAUAAUUGCAGCUGGCUUCAGCACCUUAUUGAAAGCACUUCUACAGCAUAUGGCACCAUAGGCACUUCCACAACUCAUCCUACGACGUUUGGACGUUUGGAGCCUUGAGUAAGUAAAAGUUUCUGUGGAGGAGACUGCUGUGUAAUGCUCAAAACUGCGUUGGUUUUAACUGUUUUUUUUUUUUUUGGUUUCUUAAAAACAAAAAGCAGGAUUGUAAAAAAAAAAAAAAUUUUUUUUAAAAAGUAUGUAAAACUAAUAUGAAAAAAUGUGAUGACAUCAGCUACUUCUAAUCUUUACUGCAAGCCUUUAUAGUUUUAUUUUGUCCUUUUUUAUUAAAGGGAAUACUUUAUUCAGGGUGAAUCUUAUGUAAAGGUUUUAUCUUUUCUACCAAAAAGUGUGUUUGAUUUUAAUUCAUAAUUAGACAUUUUACUGAAAUUAAGUGGCACAUUUCUUUUCUGAUUUUUGUAAUAGUGUACAGUUGGUAUGACCUUCUAAAUGAUAUAUAUAUAGAAUAUGAAAUAUAUAUAUACAGUAUAUAUAUAUUGCUAUUAAUCCUGUGGAUCAAUAAAUAUGCAAAGCUUAAUUAAAGUGUUUGAUUACAGCUCUAAUUACCCAUGGAGUAGCGUUUCUUGCAGCUCAAAAUGGUUGCUCGAGAGUGACAAAGCACAAUCAAUAGAUCAGCCUUUGCUUUCUGCUGUGUGCCUUAACAGACCAUCCUGUAGCAGUGUGACGGAAAUAUGAGCAGGACAAGAAAAUACUGUAUACAAAACCGAAGAAGAGAUGUUUAUUUUGUUCAUGACUGGUGAAUUGUCAGUCAUCAGGUUAGUUAGCCAUCUUUUGGAAAUAAAGAUUGGUAUGAGUGAACUAAUGACUUGAGCAAGAUAUGAUUUUUUUUUUAAUUAUUAUUUUUAUACGUAUAAACUUCUGUGACCAAGUGCUCUGCAGCAGAUGCCAAAAGUGGGUAACUAAUAAGGAAACAAGCUUAUCUUUAUUAAGUUGGGUGUUCCAGUUCCUGUCGCAGCUAUCAGUGAUCACAAAGAUCAUGUGAAAGAAUAUAUCACCUUAAUAUUUUAAAUACUAUUUCUAUAAGAAACAUUUUUUGUUGUAUGCAUUGCAAUAUUAGAAUGAUGUCAUUAAGGGGCAAUAGCAUUCAAAGAGAACAACACGUGAAAAGUUUAAUGUGUACACAUCUUUUUAAUAUAUUGAAUGUAUCAUUGAAAGCAAAAAAAUAAAGACAAGUUAUUGCACUGUAAAACUAA